Molecule: messenger RNA, 1558 nt
Organism: Syngnathoides biaculeatus (alligator pipefish)
Lineage: Eukaryota; Metazoa; Chordata; Actinopteri; Syngnathiformes; Syngnathidae
Gene: krt94
Product: keratin 94
Exons: 8
Coding region: 74-1306 (410 amino acids)
Molecular function (GO): structural molecule activity
Source: RefSeq, a predicted model, not a curated record
CUAUCUAAGUCCACACUCCUGAUUCAAGCGCGUCAACUCCUCUCGUCUCCUCUCUUGAAACACUCUCUCAGCCAUGCAGUCCAGCUACAGCAUCACCGGCGGGCCCGUCAUGAUGAGCAGGCAGAGCUACAGCUACUCAUCCAGAGCCGCACCCAAAGCUCAGAGCUUGUCCGGACUGAGCCUCAGAGGUCCUCGCAUCUCCUCUUCCACCAUGCACAGUGUCUCAUCCGGGUUCGGCGGCGGCUACGGCGUCGGGGCCGGCAGCUUCGACCUGUCCAGCGCUUUGGACCAGAACACCAUUCAGCUGAACGAGAAGGCCACCAUGCAGAAUCUGAAUGACCGUCUGGCCAGCUACCUGGAGAAGGUGCGCUCUCUGGAGGCCGCCAACGCAAAGCUGGAGAAGCAGAUCAGAGAGUACUACGAGCAGAAGGGGCCUGCAGCCCAGAAGGACUACAGCAACUACUGGGCCAUCAUCAAUGACCUGAAGGACAAGAUCAUGGCCGCCACCGUCGGCAAUGCCAACAUCCUCCUCCAGAUUGACAACUCCAAACUGGCUGCUGACGACUUUAGAACCAAAUUCGAGCAUGAGCUGAUGAUGCGGCAGUCGGUUGAGGCCGACAUUGCCAACCUCCGCCGCCUGCUCGACCAGACCACUCUUACCAAAGCCGACCUGGAGAUGCAGAUCGAGGGUCUGCAAGAUGAGCUGGCCUACCUCAAGAAGAACCACGCAGAGGAACUGGCAGCCAUGCGAUCACAGCUGUCCGGAACCGUCAAUGUGGAGGUUGACGCCGCACCUCAACAGGACCUCAACAAAAUCCUGGAGGAGAUCCGCGCCCAAUACGAAACUAUCACAGAGAAACACCGCCGCGACCAGGAGGCCUGGUUUAAUGAGAAGUCGGCUGCCUUGACAAAGGAGGUGACCAUCAGCACAGAGACCAUCCAGACGUCCAAGACAGAAAUCGGAGACCUGAGACGUACGCUGCAGGGCCUGGAGAUCGAGCUGCAGUCUCAACUCAGCAUGAAAGUGGCACUGGAGAACACGUUGGGAGAGACGGAGGCUCGUUACAGCGCCAUGCUCGCCGGCUUCCAGAACACAAUCAACAUGCUGGAGGCAGAACUAGCCAAUGUGCGCGCCAGCAUUGAGACGCAGGGCCAGGACUACAGGAUGUUGCUGGACAUCAAGACCAGGUUGGAGCAGGAGAUUGCGACAUACAGGAGCCUCCUGGACACAGAGGAAUCCAGGCCAAUUGGUUCAGGGAGCUCAAAGACCACCGUCACAACCACCACUGUGCGCACUUCCAGCUAAAAGGCUCGAACCUCCAACUGGCAGGACGACAAAUAACAUGCACACACAUACACACAGUCUCAUAAAAGCUGUUCCACCUGAUACGUGAAAUAAGCCUAAAAAAAGUAGCUGACAGAAGAAGAAAGUUGAAGACCGUGCUUAAGCUUGAGAGGAGAUGAAAGACUGCGUUAAAGUUAAUAAAGCAGAAGAAACGUCUGUUUGUGUGUGUUUACAUGUGCUGUCUAAACAAAAUAAACCUGCUGGUAAACAUAA